AUAACUUGGAAAAGACGAACAUUUUUGCAGGAGAACAGGAGACGCUCUUGUUAUAUAGAGGAUCUUUGAGGAGGAUUUUUUUUUUCAGUGUGCUUCUGUCAUAAAAAGGAUGUUUGACUCAGGUUUUUGCCAUCAUUAAAAACAACACAGCUCUGUUUUUAUGUAUGACUAUAUUUGCCCUUUGCUGAAAUAAAAGUGGGUAACAAGAAGCAAACAGGACGCAGCUGCAACGCGACGCUUCCCGAACUCACAGCGCCUGUUUAUCUCCACACUUGACUCUUCCUCCUUUCUCCUCACUGCUCACUGCAAAACAUUUGCACACUUUAUUGAACAUGUCGGCCAUCCAGGCUCUGGAGCAAUGGUGCAGGUGCGAGUGUGAGGGCUACAGAGAUGUGAGCAUCACCAACAUGACCACGUCCUUCAGGAGUGGAUUGGCCUUCUGUGCCCUCAUCCACAGACACAGACCUGAUCUCAUAGAUUACGACUCUUUACGCAUGGAGGAUGUGUUUGACAACAACAAGCUGGCUUUUCAGGUGGCUGAGGAGAAACUGGGAAUCCCAGCUCUGUUGGACGCAGAGGACAUGGUGGCCUUAAGGAUCCCGGACAGGCUCAGCAUACUCACUUACGUCUCUCAGUACUACAACUACUUCAAAGGACGCACCCACAGUGAGAACACAGCGAGAGUUAAGAGGCCAUCAGAGAUCUCCAAGGAGGCGCCAUCAGAGAAGAAGAAUCUCCCGGUGUCCGUCAAAGCCUCGUUCUCCAAGAACCAGGCCCCUCCUACUGUCACCACCACACGAUCAUCGCCGAAGCCUGCAUCUCCUAAGCUAGAAAACGGCAACAAAAAUGGCACCAUGAACAGCAAAUGCGUCGCUUGCAAGAGUCACGUUCAUCUAGUCCAGCGCCACUUUGCGGAGGGAAAACUCUUCCACAGGACCUGCUUCAUAUGCUACGAGUGCUCAGGAACCCUCCAUGCAGGAGGCUACAAACCCGGCAAAGACCCGGACACUUUUAUUUGCAAAGUCCACAAAGACAACAACACCAAACCGUCCUCCGAGACUCGUAUCAAGACCAGACCUGGGAUGUCAAAUUUUUCCACGCAGCUUCCACCGCAACCCCAAUUGGUCCAUCCCGCACCUCCAACCCACUACUGGACGGCGUCAGCGCAGAAGACACAAGCAGCCCGGCAGAACUUUUUCCUGGAGACAUCGACAACCGAUUGCAGGAAGUCGACGGAGCAAUGGGGGCAGCUCAUGUUCCCGCAAAAACCAGAUGCCGACCGGAGUAGAAAUGGAAAGACACAGGAAAACUGCAACAAUAACAACAAAUAUUUAUUUCCUGUUUGCUCUGGAGAGACAUGUUUAUCCAAAAAGUCCAAUCUGCGAAUGCUUGAAUGCAGCAAAACCCCAGAAUCAAACGUUCUAAGCAGCGGCAGUGAAGAACCUGCAUGUUCUACGGCAAUCAAGUGUGACACCAUAACAGAAACAUCCACUAAAGGUCCGCUCUGUGACAUGCAAAUUAGGCCCAAAUUUUGCCAAAUCACACCACAACUAAGCAGAGAUGACUCCACAAAUGGAGAACAUGGCUCGAUGUCGACGCCUUUCUACAGCGCAACGAGGUCUCCAACGUCAGCACUAGUUUCCUUUCCACCAGCUCACCAUGGACGUCUAGAUCCCCCCAGGACGCGCUUGUCUGUCAAAUCUCUGGCAAGAUGGCCGCCUUCAGAAUCCACAAGCUCACCAUCAUCAGGUGCUAAAAAGGGAAAGUAUUUGUCACCCACCGACGCCUCCAGGACUGAAAUGAGGUCACCCUCUCGCGAGUCUUAUCACAUCCCAGCGGAGCAGAUUGAGAGCGAGCUGAGCGACAUCGAGGCAAACGUAGCGCGCUUGGAGAGAGAAGGCGUGGAACUGGAGAAGAAGCUUCGCCGCUGUGAGGAAGAGGGUGAGACCAACUUGCUGAUGGACCCACUGAUGGUUGACUGGUUUAUACUCAUCCAGAAGAAGCAAAUGUUCAUCAGGAGGGAGUCAGAACUUGUUUACACUGCCAGGACUCAGGAUCUGGAAAAGCAGCAGCUCCGUGUCGAGCGGGAACUCCGCACCCUGCUGGAGAAGCCUGAUCACGGCAAGACCACAGACGAGCGAGCGCGGGAGAAGACUCUGAUGCGGAGGCUGAUGGAAAUCGUGAACGGCAGGAACGCCAUCGUGGAGGUUCUGGAUGACGACCGACUCAGGGAAGUGGCGGAGGACGAGCAGUUGAAUGCCAUGAUGAGAAAUUUAGGGUUAAAGAGAGACAAACCUAAAAGGAAAUCUUCCAUCUCAAAACUGUUUGGUCGAAGAAGUAAGAGAAGAGUGGAAUAAUCUAAACUUUACUCACAUUGGCUAUUCACUUUCAUAAUUUCAUUUUCAGCCAUUUUCCGGAAUAACAACACCAUUUACUUUACACCAUUACUAAUUCCAGAAUUUCAGUUUAGGGGUUUUUUUCCUGCUAGUACACAAACAUUUGAACUAAGUGUGGCCCGGUUGUGAGUGUUUGUGUUUAUUUAGGCUUGCAGUGUAACGCUAGCUGAUGCUUCCAUGGAAUAUUCACACAUUGUUACUGCAGCAGUUUGUCAUAUUAUACCCAUAAUAUAUCCAAGGCAGGAAUCGCAACACAUUAAAGUAUUUUUUACUUACAUUUGA
This is a messenger RNA of Doryrhamphus excisus (bluestripe pipefish), 2678 nucleotides long. Lineage: Eukaryota; Metazoa; Chordata; Actinopteri; Syngnathiformes; Syngnathidae. The record is from RefSeq and is a predicted model, not a curated record.